Polyodon spathula (Mississippi paddlefish) is the source of this 6471-nucleotide messenger RNA. Its product is annotated as partitioning defective 3 homolog. The record is from RefSeq and is a predicted model, not a curated record. Gene Ontology annotation, molecular function: protein binding; phosphatidylinositol binding. The coding region runs from base 226 to 4416 and encodes 1396 amino acids. Lineage: Eukaryota; Metazoa; Chordata; Actinopteri; Acipenseriformes; Polyodontidae. Gene Ontology annotation, cellular component: adherens junction; apical junction complex; apical plasma membrane. Gene Ontology annotation, biological process: cell adhesion; establishment of centrosome localization; establishment or maintenance of epithelial cell apical/basal polarity. The transcript has 26 exons.
CAGUUCAUCAGGGAAAGCAGGAUCUCAGAAACGUUAAACAGGUGGUCACAAACACACAUCUGUAAACACCGACCAUGGAGAAAAGGUGAAAUCCUCGGCGAUUUUACUGCCCUAUAUUUAUUUUUACACUACCAAAGGAAAUAUACCUUAAAGGGCGACUUUACAGAGUUUAAAGUACCAGGCAUUUACUUCUGGAACUGGGGUUUUCGGAACAUAUUGGAGAGUAUGAAAGUGACAGUGUGUUUUGGAAGGACCCGGGUGGUGGUUCCGUGCGGGGAUGGGAAUAUUAAAGUACACAAUCUUAUUCAGCAAGCCGUCAUGAGAUACAAAAAAGCUAUCGCCAAGGAUCACGGCUACUGGUUACAAGUCCAUCGUUUGGAGCACAGUGACGGGGGCAUCUUGGAUCUUGAUGAUGUUCUGUGUGACGUGGCUGAUGACAAAGACCUGCUCGUGGCCGUGUACGAUGAACAGGAUCCUCAUCACGGUGGAGAUGGCACCAGUGCCAGCUCCACAGGUACUCAGAGUCCCGAGAUGUUUGGCAGCGAGCUCAGCUCCAGCAACAUGUCUGCCUUCCAGCCCUACCAGGUGACGAGUGAAAUCGAGGUCACUCCGUCAGCCCUCAGGACAAAUAUGCCGCUGCAUGUCCGGCGCAGCAGUGACCCAGCGCUUGUUGCCUUGUCCACAUCCCCUUUCAAUGAAACACAUUUCACAGUGGAAGAGCCUUCUCGCAAAAACCCUACCCGGUGGUCUACAACGGCAGGCUUUUCAAAACCAAAUACAGGGGCUGGGACUCAUAGCCUUGAAAGGAAGAGAGACGGUAUGGGGGCAUAUCGAAGUCUACCGAGAGAUUGUGGAAACUGGUCCAGCCAGUUUCAGAGGGAGAACACCCGUACUUCAUUAAGUGCCAAUCAUCCAAUGGUGGACAAGUGGCUGGAGAGGCAAGAACAAGAGGAGGAUGGGGGUACAGAGGAGGAGAAUGGUCGGAUUGAACCUGUGGGCCGUGCAGACUCCUGCCAGGAGCACACGCCAACAUUAUCUUUAGAUGACAUGGUAAAGCUGGUACAAGUCUCCAACGAUGGCGGGCCUUUGGGAAUCCAUGUAGUGCCUUUCAGUGCUCGGGGUGGAAGGACCCUGGGGUUAUUAGUGAAACGGCUGGAGAAAGGAGGCAAAGCUGAGCAGGAGAAUCUGUUCCAUGAGAAUGAUUGUGUCGUUCGGAUUAAUAACGGAGACCUGCGCAACAUCCGAUUUGAACAAGCGCAACAAAUGUUUCGGCAAGCCAUGCGUUCACCUGUCAUUUGGUUCCACGUGGUCCCCUCGGUGAAGAAGGAACAGUACGAACAGUUGUCUCAAAGCGAGAGAAACCCGGCCUCUUACCCUGGUCGCUUCAGCCCUGACUCCCAGGACAGCUUGGGGGGAAGUCUAAACGUGGGCCUGGACCGCACACCUCAGAGGAUGCCCAGGCCAGGGAACCAGAUGGAGCAGACAGAGUCCUACUCGCAGCUACCUCACAGUGUGAACUCCACAGGGAAACCCCCCUCAGGCCCAGGCCUGGGUCCAUCUCCACAGAGAGUGCAAAGCUCCACGCCAACCCCUGGGUUCAACACCAAAAAGAUAGGGAGGAGGUUCAACAUCCAGCUCAAGAAAGGUCCAGAAGGUCUAGGUUUUAGUAUCACAUCAAGAGAUGUUCCAAUUGGUGGUUCAGCCCCAAUAUAUGUGAAAAACAUCCUUCCGCGAGGAGCUGCAAUUCAAGAUGGCAGGCUGAAGGCGGGAGACAGGCUAUUGCAGGUGAAUGGCGUUGACCUCAGUGGGAAGACACAGGAGGAAGUGGUGGCCUUACUGAGGGGCACGACGAUGGGUGGCAUGGUCAGCCUGGCGGUCCUUCGGCAAGAGGAAACCUUCCUGCCCCGGGAGAUGAAUACUGAAUCAAGUCAGAUGCAGAGUCCCAGAGAAGUGAGGCGUGCAGUGAGGGAGCCGAUAUCUGCUGCUGGAGAGACUCAUUGGCUGAUUGAGAAAACAGAAGAUGAAGAUCUCGUUCUCACACCAGAUGGUACCCGGGAAUUCUUGACAUUUGAGAUCCCCCUGAGCGACUCUGGAUCUGCAGGCCUAGGGGUCAGUGUCAAAGGCAAUAGGUCAAAGGAGAACCAUGCAGACCUGGGCAUCUUUGUGAAGUCCAUUAUCAACGGAGGGGCUGCAUGCAAGGACGGCAGGCUUCGAGUAAAUGACCAGCUCAUAGCAGUGAAUGGGGAGUCGCUAUUGGGGAAGACCAAUCAGGAGGCCAUGGAAACACUGCGGAAGUCCAUGUCUGUCGAGGGCAACAAGAGAGGAAUGAUACAGCUGAUAGUUGCCAGACGAAUUGCAAAACGGAACGAGCUGGAGAUGCCUGGGAGUCCCUCUGGAACGGAUCUGGCCUUCGAUACCUCGCUAGAUGACAGGGAGCGGAGAAUCUCCCACUCGCUCUAUGGCGGGAUCGAAGGGUUACAGGACACCCUGAUGCCCACGGCCUCCAUGGCCGACAGGAGGAUGAUUGGUAACUACCAUCUGUCUCCCACAGUGAACAUGCCCCAGGAUGACACUGUCAUCAUAGAGGAUGAUAAACCACCUGUUCUCCCCGCUCGCCUGUCCAACCAAUCAUCAUCCAGCUCCCACGAUGACAUGGGAUUUACAACCGACGCAGCUGGUUGCUGGGAUAAAGAACUCCAGCCAAAUGAAUGCACCCUGAGCCCCGACUCUGACCCGGCGAACAGCUUCCUGAGAGAGGGAUUCGGACGUCAGAGCAUGUCGGAGAAGCGCACCAAGCAGUAUGCAGACGCCAGCCAACUGGAGUUCAUUAAAACACGCAAAUCAAAAAGCAUGGAUUUAGUAGCGGAUGAGAUUAACCUCAGCCCUCGGUCUGAGCAGAAGGAAGGUUCUCCAACCAGAGACGUGGGCCCUUCAUUAGGCCUUAAGAAGUCCAGCUCUUUGGAAAGCCUGCAGACAGCCGUCGCCGAGGUAACUCUAAACGGAGACGUUCCCUUCCACCGGCCGCGCCCGCGGAUAAUUCGAGGAAGAGGCUGCAACGAGAGUUUUCGAGCAGCAAUUGACAAGUCCUACGACAAACCCGCCGCUGAGGAGGAUGAUGAGGGAAUGGAGACUUUGGAGGAGGACACAGAGGAAAGCUCGAGGUCUGGGAGAGAGUCGGUGUCCACAGCCAGCGAACUCGCGCUGGGCACCAGCUCUGUCUCAGGCUCCAUGGAGAGACAAGUGAACGGCAGCCAGGCCAAAGUAGACAAGAAGAAGGACAAGGGUGGGAAGGAUAAAAAGAAGCAAGACCGUGACAAAGACAAGGACAAGAAUAAAUCCAAGAAGGGAGGGAUGCUGAAAGGCCUUGGAGACAUGUUCAGAUUUGGCAAACACCGUAAAGAUGAGAGAUUAGGAGACAAAAUGGAGCGCAAGGGGUCCAGUAAGAUGAACUCUGAGGAGACACUGCCAUAUGGAGAGGAGAGACUGCGAAUGAAGCUGGAGCAAGAGCGAAUUCAGGCUAAAACUCGGGAACUGCGAGAGAGGCAAGCUCGCGAGAGGGACUACGCUGAAAUCCAGGAUAUCAACAGGACGUUCGGAUCUGACGAAGACCCGACCUACGCUGGGAUCGGCUCUUACGAGUCCUCUCUGGACAGCGAGCACAACCUUUCAAUCCCCACCCGAGCGCAGAGCCCCCGAGAGGACAUGCAGCCCAUCGAGGCUGUGUACGCACAAGUGAACAAGCCUCGCAAUGGGGGACCCCCUUCUACCAGCAGCAACAGGCUGGCUCCUAGCAACCACGACCGGAUACAGAGGCUGAGACAGGAGUUCCAGCAGGCCCAGCAGGAGGACGACGGGGGCAGUCGCAGGCGCACCUACAGCUUCGAGCAGCCUUGGCCCAACGCCAGUAUGUGCACACAAAGCGGUCGUCAUUCUGUGUCCAUAGAGGUGCAGAUGCAGAGACAGCGCCAGGAGGAACGUGAGAGCUUCCAGCAAGCCCAGCGCCAGUACAGCUCACUACCACGGCAAAACCGAAAGAAUCCAAGCUCAGUGUCCCAAGAUUCUUGGGAAAAGGCCUACCCUCCCGGAGAAGGAUUUCAGAGUGCCAAGGAGAACCCGCGCUACUCCAGUUACCAGGGCUCACGGAACGGUUACCUGGGGGCAACCGGCUUCAACGCCAGGGUGCUCCUCGAAACCCAGGAGCUUCUGCGGCAGGAGCAGAGGCGCAAGGAGCAGCAGGCGAAGGCAAAGACACCCUCAGAGGGGUCAAAAAGCUAUGACUCUUACUCCAACCUCAAGGAUCCCAGCAGCAACCCAAUCAAAGGCCCCUAUAGACAGGAUGUCCCGCCUUCUCCGUCUCAGGUAGCCAGGCUUAACAGGUUGCAGACACCGGAACAGGGGCGGCCAUUUUACUCCUAAAGGAAGAGACGAUAAAAUCUGUGUACGCUGGCAAUAAUAAAAAAAAGAGUAAGAUAAAAAUAAGAACAAAGUGAAUGAACUUUUCCUUUCUUGUCUCUCCCCCCUCCCCCAUGUGGACAAUUUACAAGAGACUGCCUGUGGAAUAUGUGUGUGACCCCAUUUUUAGUGCCUUUCAGUAAUCUUGGAAUAAAGACUCGCUAGCCUUGAUAUAUGGCCCCUGUCUGCCUAUUUUAGCUUCUUUUGUCAAGGGACUCCACAGACAAUUAUGAGAGUGUCAAGGAAUGCAAAUCUAAUAAAGAGAAGUAAGGGGGGCCAUACAGACCUUGCCCUAAUCAUUGAUGUUAUCACUUUGCAUAUGUUUCCUCCAAGUUUUGCUGUUGCAGUUCCUCUGUGUACUAUAUAUAAGAAUCUAGGUAAUGCAUUACCACCCUAUACAGCAGCCAGAGAAAUCCUGCCUUACAAAUUGUCCUGAACAUAUAUUCUCAGCUUAAGCUACAAAAAUGGCCCAUGGCAUGGACAAUUUUCUCAAUUUUGGCAUGUGUUUUAAAUUUUUUUUUUUUCAGAAAACCUCACAGAGGGCUAAGAAAAAUAGGUGUUUUAUAUGCCUGGGCGUUACAGACUGACAAACAAACAUUGCUGCCAGUCUCUACUGAAUUGUUCAUUAAGUCACAAGGGAGAAAAAAAGUAUCAGCUGGUUUAUCUGAAAUCUUAGACUAACCCUCUUGUAUAACUGUUGAGCGUUACAAAAUGCUGCAGAGUGGCAUUUGAUUAUUUAGGCUGAAAUACAAUCUGUGUAAUCUGUUUAAGUGUUGUUCUUUUUACUGUCGUUAUUUAUAACAGAAGUGAAAAGAGUAAGGAAGAUAAUCAUGUUUAACUGACAUCGUUGUAACAUAGAUGAAUCCUCUUGAGGAGGAAAACAAAAACAAAAAAAAAACUGUAAUGUGAGUGUUCCCAUGUCUAUGAAUUUUAUGUUGGCAAAGAGAUUAAACAUUUGGACUUAACGGUAGCCACAGGAAAUGAGUCGGGCUGAACACAUAAAAGGGAAGAUUGAUUGUUUUCUUGAUGUUUUUUCAAUAAGUAUUCCACUGUGUGUGUGAUGAGGAAUUUGCAUGGUGUUUGGUACUUCCAUAUUUUUUGUCUUUUCUAUUGCAGCGCCAUGUGAGUGAAGAAAACUCUGUGCCCUUUGUUUCUGCAUACUGCGCAAGGCAGGCGUGGACAGUCAAAACUUGCAUUUGCAAAUAAGAAUACACAUGGAAGACAGCGAGUGGUUCACCUGUGAUAUUAAUGUGCAGCUGGGGGACUGAGAGAAUUCUGUCUCCUCAGCUGUUUCAGUGUUUUCUUUCAUAUUUCAUGUGCUGAAUGCAGGACUGGUUAAGUGCCUGAGAAACCAGAUGUGAACACAGCAUACGUUUAAGUCCAAAAUAAUUAUAUCAUAAUUGUAAUUAUAUCGUACUAUUUUUUUUUUUUUUUUGGUGCAUAAGUUACCAGUGUCUUUUUAUUCCUGUUUGUCAUUGCCUUUAGUAAUUAUGUACUACAAUGUUUAAAAUACAAACUAAACACCUAUUACUAAUGUAAGCACAGUGCAAUUGGUUUAUAAACUUUGACAUGAUAUAUGAAGAGCAGCAUACAGCCGCUUUUCCUGUACAGAUCGAAUUUAAAAUAAAAAAAGGCUGUUUCAUUCUGUUUGCAAUAAUCGCUGCUGUAUGUACUCUAUUUUUUGCAAUGAGCAAUUGAGCUAACCAUUUCUAAAGCAGAUAUAAUUGUAAUAUACUUUUACAAAAGGAUCUGGGCUAUAUGGCAUGGUAUGUGAAGUCAGUAUUAAAAAUAUGCCUUUGACAAGAGAUUUAUUUUCUUUGUGUAGGAAUUCUUUCUUCAGGCUUUAAACCCUAUCAUUUUCUUUGAAUUGACUUUCUCAAGAUGAGGCCCAUUCCUUAUUAUGUUUCCUUUUGUAAGAACUAAUUCUGCUGAAGUGAAGCCCCAGAACAAUUAUCUUGGUAGGAAAUGAGCGGGGGGGGGAGUCGGACGGACUUGAAGUCAGGGAAUACAGAGCAUUUU